Jaculus jaculus (lesser Egyptian jerboa) is the source of this 4813-nucleotide messenger RNA. RefSeq names its product nuclear receptor interacting protein 1 (gene Nrip1). Gene Ontology annotation, cellular component: nucleus. NCBI's taxonomy places the organism in Eukaryota, Metazoa, Chordata, Mammalia, Rodentia, Dipodidae. The coding region runs from base 869 to 4351 and encodes 1160 amino acids. The transcript is spliced from 5 exons. Gene Ontology annotation, biological process: regulation of transcription by RNA polymerase II. The record is from RefSeq and is a predicted model, not a curated record. Gene Ontology annotation, molecular function: signaling receptor binding; transcription coregulator activity.
CCGGAGCCGGAGACCGAGCCUGGAGGUGCCCGUGGAGGUGGAGGCGGUGUGUGUGUGGGGGGGGGGAGACGCCCGCCCGACCCCGCGAGCCCGAGCCGGGCUGGACGGAGCCGCGGCGGCCUCGGGAAGUGUGUGGAUUGUGAGCUAUUGCGGAAAUCCAUUUUCAGGACCCCACUGUUUUAACACUUGGGAGAGUCUCAUCCAUAAGAUGUGCCGUUGACUGAGGGCGGACAGGGAAUCUGAAGACUCCAGUGACAUCAGAGCUCCUUUUCAACAGCCUUCUCAGUUUGCUUUCUCAGAAAGCAGAGGCUCCAACCUUGGAGACUGAUGUUUAUCGUAAGACCAUACUCCAAAAAUGGCCUUUUCAGUGAGAGCUCAAAGAAGAUGGUGGGGUGAGGAGGAUGGAGAGAUAAUGUUAUAUUUGCAAUAGGAAAACAUAACAACCAUGAAGUGAUUAUAAAGCUUGAUUUCCCAUGCUUGUUGGCUCGACUUUUGCAAGAGAUGUGAUCACACUAUAUAAAAAUAGAGUACUGACAUGUACAUUUGAUGAACAACAAAAGAUGAAGCAAGAAAAGCAGUGUAUUCGCUAAGACAUAUCUUCUUGCCACCACAUACGUGCAUUAAGGAAGGAGUUCUGCUACUUACUGAGAAGGUGAUCAGCUCCGUGGUCUGCAUUGGUGUUUACCUGCCUUUUACCUUCCUCGUUGCCAGAAAACAUCCUGGUCAGAAUGUAACAGCGCAUCUCUUCCCAAUUGCUAUGGAAGGUGAUAAACCAGUAGUCACUUUUUAAAGUGGCCUGUCACCAACAAUAAAACACCAUUCUUCAAAGCGAAUACAAACCAAGCCCUUGUGAACACUUCUAUUGAACAUGACUCAUGGAGAAGAGCUUGGCUCUGAUGUGCAUCAGGAUUCUAUUGUUUUAACUUACCUAGAAGGAUUACUAAUGCAUCAGGCAGCAGGGGGAUCAGGUACUGCCGUCGACAAAACGUCUGCUGGCCACAAUGAAGAAGACCAGAACUUUACCGUUUCUGGCAGUGCAUUUCCCCCCUGUCAAAGUAAUGGUCCAGUUCUCAACACACGGUCGUAUCAAGGAUCUGGCGUGCUGCACCUCAAAAAGGCCAGACUUCUGCAGUCUUCCGACGACUGGAAUGCAGCAAAGCGGAAGAGGCUGUCGGAGUCCAUCGUGAACUUAAAUGUAAAGAAGGAAGCCUUGCUCGCUGGCGUGGUUGACACUGUGCCUAAAGGCAAACAGGAUAGCACAUUACUGGCCUCUCUGCUCCAGUCGUUCAGCUCCAGGCUGCAGACUGUGGCCCUGUCACAACAAAUUAGGCAGAGCCUCAAGGAGCAAGGCUAUGCCCUCGGUCAUGAUUCUUUAAAAGUGGAGAAGGACCUAAGGUGCUACGGUGUGGCCUCAAGUCACUUAAAAACUUUGUUGAAGAAAAGUAAAGCGAAAGAUCAGAAGCCUGAUCCCAGCCUUCCUGAUGCCACCAAAGACCUCAUCAGAGAUAGGUUUGUAGAGUCACCUCAUCAUGUGGGACAAAGCGGAGCAAAGGUCAUGAGCGAACCCCUGUCCUGCGCUGCGAGACUGCAGGCCGUGGCCAGCAUGGUGGAAAAGAGGGCUAGUCCCGCCCCCUCCCCCAAGCCCAGUGUUGCUUGCAGCCAGCUGGCCUUGCUGCUCUCCAGCGAAGCCCACCUCCAGCAGUAUUCUCGGGAACACGCUUUAAAAACACAGACUGCCAACCAAGCAGCAAGUGAAAGACUGGCCGCCAUGGCCCGGUUACAAGAAAAUGGGCAGAAGGAUGUUGGCAGUUUCCAGCUCUCCAAAGGCGUGUCGGGCCAUCUGAAUGGGCAGGUGAGGACAUCUUCAAGCAAACUGAUGGCUGGCAAAAGUAAUGCCGCAGCAUUCCAAAACCCAAUGGGUGUGGUUCCUUCUUCCCCCAAACAACCAGGCUACAAAAACUCCCUGGAAAGAAGCAGUAUCAAGCAGGCUGCUAAUAAUAGUUUGCUCUUACAUCUUCUAAAAAGCCAGAGCAUACCCAAGGCAGUGAAUGGGCACCAUAUAAACGAGAGGGGGAGUAGUAGUUUCGAGGACAGUAGCACACCCACCACGAUGGAUGAGUACUCGGAUAACAACCCCAGCUUUACAGACGACAGCAGUGGCGAUGAAAGCUCCUACUCCAACUGUGUUCCCAUCGAUUUGUCUUGCAAACAUCGGGUGGAAAAGCCGGAAGCUGACCAACCUGUUUCGCUUGACAACUUAACUCAGUCCUUGCUGAACACGUGGGAUCCAAAAGUCCCCGACGUGGAUCUCAAAGAAGACCAGGACACCUCCAAGGACUCCAAGCUGAAUUCACACCAGAAAGUUACUCUUCUUCAGCUGCUCCUUGGCCAUAAGAAUGAAGAAAAUGUAGAAAAGAGCACCAGCCCUCAGGAAGCACCCAGUGAUGUGAAGUUCAGUGCCCAGAAUUACACAAGGACUUCUGUAAUCGAAAGCCCGGGGGUUAACAGGACUACUCCAGUGAGCACGCCACCAUUGCAUACAUCCGCCAAGGCCGAGUCGCCAAUCAAUCUUUCUCAGCACUCUCUGGUCAUCAAGUGGAAUUCCCCCCCAUAUGCCUGCAGUUCCCAAUCUGCAAAGCUAGCCAGUGCUGCACCUAACCACUUGAUGGACCUCACGAAAAGCAAAGACCCACAGGCAGAGAAACAGACCCCCAGCGAAGGUGCCCAGAAUUCUGCGACUUUCAGUGCCAGCAAACUGUUACAGAAUUUGGCACAAUGCGGGAUGCCCUCCUCCUCGCCCGUGGACGAACAGAGACCCAGCAAACCGCUGCUGAGUGGCAGCGCAGACAAACCUCUUGGUAUGAUUGACAGAUUAAGUAGCCCGCUGCUCCCGAACAAGACGAACGCCGCCCUUGAAGAAAGUAAGGCAUUCUUAAGCCAGCCUGCAGGUCCUGACCUGGGACUUGCGGGUUCUGAAAUAGAGAAUCUGCUGGAAAGGCGCACUGUCCUCCAGUUGCUCCUGGGCAACCCCAACAAAGGCAAGAGCGAGAAGAGAGAGAAGCCGCCUCCGAGAGAGGAGGCUGCCCAGGAGCACGCAGAGCGAGCGCUCAGUGAGCAGAUACUGAUGGUGAAGAUCAAGUCCGAGCCCUGCGAUGAUGGGCACGGGCACGGCGCGAGCGGGCAUGCGAGCCACGACGCUAAGGGCGCCCCGUUCCUGGGUCUGGCUGCCGCGCUGCCCCGGAGCUCGGCCGCCCUGCCCGCCGCCUCCGAGGACCUGAAAUCCGAGCCCGCCUCCCCGCAGGACUUCUCUUUCUCCAGGAACGGCCUCUUGAGUCGGCUGCUGAGACAGAAUCAGGAGAGUUACCCAGCGGAUGACCCGGACAGGGGCCACAGGAACAGUGACCCGUGCGCCCUGGAAUCCAAGAACCUCUGCAUGGUCCCCAAGAAGAGGAAGCUGUACGCCGAGCCGCCCGAGAGCCCGUUCAAGAAGAUGAAAAGCGGCACCGUGGACGCCGCCAGCAGCCACGGGGGCCCCGAAGCGCUCUACGGGCCCCUGCUGAGUCAGGACGAGCUGAAGUUCGGCAGGAGUGACCUGGACUUCAAGUACCCUGCUGGCCACGGGUCCACGAGUGAGGGCGAGCAGAGGACCUGGGCCCGAGAGAGCAAAAGCUUCAAUGUCCUCAAGCAGCUGCUGCUCUCCGAAAACUGCAUGCGAGACUUGUCCCCGCACAGGAGUCACACCGUCGUGGACAGUAAGAAGAAAGGACCCAAGAAUCACGUGACCAACAGCAAGCCCGACCUGAGCAUUUCUUCUUUGAAUGAGCUGAUGUACAGUCCCGCCCAGCCCCGCAGCUGCGCGGACACUAGGACCUUUCCCUACCCGGGAGUCGUGAAGACCCCGGUGAGCUCCCCUUUCCCCGAGCACCUGGGCUGCGCGGGGUCCCGGCCAGAGCCUGGGCUUCUGAACGGCUGUGCCGUGGCCAGCGAGAAGGGGCCCAUUAAGUGGGUUAUCACAGACGUGGAUAAGAAUGAGUAUGAAAAAGACUCUCCAAGACUGACCAAAACUAACCCCAUACUCUAUUACAUGCUCCAGAAAGGAGGCCAUUCUGUCACCACUAGAGAAAGCCAAGACAGGGAAGUGUGGCGGGAGCCUGCCUCUGCUGAAAGCCUCUCCCAGGUCACCAUCAAAGAGGAGUUACUUCCUGCCGCAGAAACUAAAGCUUCUUUCUUUAAUUUAAGAAGCCCUUACAAUAGCCAUAUGGGGAAUAAUGCUUCUCGCCCACACAGUGCAAACGGAGAGGUUUAUGGACUUCUGGGAAGUGUGCUAACAAUAAAAAAAGAAACCGAAUAAAAUGUACCUGGCCAUGCCACUUUGGAUCUUUUUAAAGUUAAUUAGUAUGAACUUGAGAUCUGUAUAAAUAAGAGCAUGAUUUGAGAAAAAGCAUGGUAUAACUGAAAUUUCUUCAUUUUGAGAAGUAUUGGUUACUGGUGAUGUUUAAAUACGCAUACUAAUUUUUGCUUAACAUUAGAUGUCAUGAGGAAACUAUCGAAGUAGAAGUUGGUUAUUUAACACUUCCAUAUGCAUCAGGUAACAACUUGUGAGUAGCCUAUGAAUGAAAUCAUUUUAUAAUCAUAAAUUAGAGGCAUAAGUGAAAAUGUGAAACUCCAUCAAUAGUGGAUUGGUUCCUUUCGUUGCCUUUGUUAGGGUUCUUCGUUUUGCAUCUCAGAAGUCAGUCUCCAUAACACAUGUUUCUAAAAGUCCAAACUGUUGACUGUUUAAAGGAUAAAAUCAAAUUAAAAAAAAAAAAAACUA